Messenger RNA from Medicago truncatula (barrel medic), 1284 nucleotides. RefSeq names its product F-box/kelch-repeat protein At3g23880. NCBI's taxonomy places the organism in Eukaryota, Viridiplantae, Streptophyta, Magnoliopsida, Fabales, Fabaceae. The record is from RefSeq and is a predicted model, not a curated record. Bases 55 to 1284 code for a protein of 409 amino acids. Gene Ontology annotation, molecular function: protein binding. The transcript has a single exon.
UUCAUAGUUACGCUCAGCAUACAUCCAUAACAUAGCUGCUGCUGCUUUCUCAUUAUGGAUUCUCUGCAAUCAAACGGUGGUGUUCUGACGUCAGUCCUCUUUGAUGAACUCAUCACUGAAAUUCUAUCGCGGCUUCCCGUCAAAACUCUGAUGCAAUUCAAAUGCGUUUGCAAAUCAUGGAAAACCCUUAUUUCUCAUGAUUCUUCCUUCACCAAAUUGCACCUUCACCGGUCGAGAUGUAACACCCAUCUAGCACUACUUUCAGACCAGGACAUAUCUGACACCAAGUGGGAUUUUAGUGUCGUACCCAUUCCCGUAAGUCGUAUCCUCGAGAUUCCGUUGAGGAAUAUCUCCAUUCCCAAGGAUCCUUCUUACUACCUAUUUACUAACAUGGAUUGUUGUUUCAUUGUUGGUUCCUGCAAUGGAUUAAUCUGUUUGAAUGGUGAUUCUUCGCCCACUGAGCCUCUAAACUGCUGGCUUCGUUUUUGGAACCCAGCUACAAAGACAUUAUCUGAGAAAUUAGGGUAUCCAACCAACUUUUUCAAGUUUAUUACAUUUGGCUAUGAUAUUUUAAAUGACACUUACAAGGUUGUGGCCUUCUCUGCCAACAAGGUCAACAUUUUCAGUAUGAGUGAUAAUGCUUGGAGAGAUAUUCCAACUUUUCCCAUUGUUCCUUUUGGGGUUGAGUCUGAACAUCUCGAAUGUCAUCCAUUUUUGAAUUGUGGCGUGUAUGUGAGAGGCACUAUUAACUGGUUGGCUAUUCGAAAUAUGACUGAUCAAUAUGAAUGGCGUGAUAUUACAAUUGAUCAAUUUGUGAUCGUCUCACUUGAUCUGGCCACGGAGACAUAUAGGCAGUUGCUGCCACCUAGCGGUUUUGUUGAAGUACCACCUAUUCAGCCAUUUGUAACUGUAUUGAUGGAUAGUCUAUGUUUUUCUCACUAUUUCAAAGGGACCCAUUUCGUUUUAUGGAAGAUGAUGGAAUUUGGAGUUCAAGAGUCUUGGACUCAAUUCUUAAAAAUUAGUUUUCAGGAUCUUCAAAUUGAUUAUGGCAGUAGUGAUUGGGAGAGAUUUGAGGAGCAAAUGUUCCUAUUACCAUUGUGUGUUUCUGAGAGUAACGACACACUGAUAAUGGCAUGCAAGCAAGAAGGCUAUGAUUUUGACGAACAACAUGCAAUUCUCUAUAAUUGGAGAGAUAAAAGAGUAAAGCAUACUACAUCUGUCAACAAUAAAAUAUGGUGGUUUUAUACCAAAGAUUAUGUUGAAAGCUUAGUUUCAUCCUCUUGA